Messenger RNA from Nothobranchius furzeri (turquoise killifish), 2024 nucleotides. RefSeq names its product RIO kinase 2 (yeast) (gene riok2). Gene Ontology annotation, cellular component: nucleus; preribosome, small subunit precursor; cytosol. Gene Ontology annotation, biological process: maturation of SSU-rRNA; protein phosphorylation. The record is from RefSeq and is a predicted model, not a curated record. Gene Ontology annotation, molecular function: protein serine/threonine kinase activity; ATP binding. Lineage: Eukaryota; Metazoa; Chordata; Actinopteri; Cyprinodontiformes; Nothobranchiidae.
AUUUAUGCUCUCCUUAUUUCCGCUUGCACAUGUGUUUACUUGGUAAAUGUGGGCAUCCCACUGGUAGCUAAAAUAUAGCCGUUUUGUUUUACGUGAACUGUUUCUGUGGCUUUUAAAUCAUGGGGAAGCUGAAUGUGGUGAUAUUGAGAUAUUUAUCUCGCGAUGACUUCCGGGUCCUGACAGCAGUUGAGAUGGGGAUGAAGAACCAUGAGAUCGUUCCUGUCAGUCUUCUUUCCUCCAUCGCGAGCCUCAAACAUGGUGGCUGCAACAAAAUCCUCAGAGAACUCGUGAAGCACAAACUUGUAGUCUAUGAACGAACAAAGGCUGUGCAGGGCUACAGGUUAAACUAUGGAGGAUAUGACUAUCUGGCUCUGAAGACUUUGUGCUCCAGAGAAGUGAUACUUUCAGUUGGCAACCAGAUGGGUGUGGGCAAAGAGUCAGACAUAUAUAUUGUAGCAAGUCCAAAUGAGGAGCAAUACGCUCUGAAGCUGCACCGGCUGGGUCGUACCUCCUUCAGGAAUCUUAAGAACAAGAGGGAUUACCACCAACACAGGAGGAACAUGUCCUGGCUCUACCUCUCACGCCUCUCUGCCAUGAAGGAGUUUGCCUACAUGAAGGCUCUGUAUGACCGAGGCUUCCCUGUUCCCAAACCUGUGGACUAUAAUAGACACGCUGUAGUAAUGGAGCUCAUCAAUGGGUACCCUCUGUGUCAGGUGCAUGAGUUGCAGGACCCUUCAGCUCUCUACAGUGAGUUUAUGGACCUCAUAGUCAAACUGGCCAAUCAUGGCUUGAUUCAUGGAGACUUUAAUGAGUUCAACCUUAUGCUGGAUGACCAGGACCACAUAACUAUGAUCGACUUCCCUCAGAUGGUCUCAACGUCACACCCCAAUGCUGAAUGGUACUUUGACCGUGACGUGAAGUGCAUUAAAGAUUUUUUUGCCAAGAGGUUUAAUUAUGAAAGUGAGCUCUUUCCAACUUUCAAAGACAUCAGACGAUCUUUUUCUCUAGAUGUUGAAGUCUCCGCCAGUGGUUUCUCAAAAGAUCUGGAGAAGAAUGGUGAUUUACUACACCCAGCUGGGCCUGAAGAGGAGGAAGAAGAUGAAGAGGAAGGUGACAAUGAGUCAACAGAUGAUGAGGCAGAACAAGAGGAGGAGAGUCUGGACAUGGAGGAAUAUAAACAUGCAAUUCUCGAACUGGAGGGGCUGAAAGUCUGUGAAUCACAUGUAAAUACUGAAGAUCAGGAGGAGCAAAAGAGUAAUAAAACAAAAGAAGUCAUAAAUGAGGUGGUGUCCACAGCUGGAGGCGUUGGUGAAAUGGAGAAAGAGUUUGAGGAAGAGUUACAGGAAGUAGAGGAUGAGUGCCCGGAGCUGAUGUGCCUUUCUGCUUCCAACAAAGAAUUCAAACCUUUUUGGGACUCAGAUGGUCUUCAACACAUCGCAGAGCACCGAAGAAAAAGAACAGACAGUGAAAACACAGUGGGAAGCACCGGGAGCUGCUCCACCAUCCCACCAGAGGUCGUCCGUCAGAAAGUGAGACGACAGCUCACCAAACAGCAGAAGGCAGCACAGAGGAGGCGUCUGCAGAAGGGAGAGGCCAACCUGGUGACCAAAUCCAGAAGGGAAAACCAAAAUGCAAUCAAGUCCAGCGUGGAGAGCGCCUCCUUCUGGGGAUAAGCGAUGAAUUCAGCAGGACUGCAUUAAUGGACAGACCUGAUUCAGGCCGAACAUUCUACAGCGGACAGAACAAAGACACCAACAGAUCAGCGUUCACAGACUGAACAUUUUCUAAUUCAGCCUCUGGUCAUCUUUACACAAGGUCUAAUUAAAUAUUACCAGGUAUUAUAAAUCAUCAAUGGUAUGGUUUGUUUUUCUCUUAUCAGAACAGAAAAAAACACCCUGAAACUAUUUUGUUAUUUGUAUAAAAUAAAUCCUUAUGAAUCAAGUGAAAGUUGCUCAUUUCUUCACUAAACAAACACGAUGUAAUCAAUGCAAAAGUUGUAAAUAAACUUUCUAUAAUCAAAGUCA